Notothenia coriiceps (black rockcod) is the source of this 4335-nucleotide messenger RNA. It is a transcript of the gene akap6, whose product is annotated as A kinase (PRKA) anchor protein 6. The annotation marks the transcript as partial. The record is from RefSeq and is a predicted model, not a curated record. The transcript has 4 exons. Lineage: Eukaryota; Metazoa; Chordata; Actinopteri; Perciformes; Nototheniidae.
AUGGGGGUUCCUGGAAACGUCUUGGAACCAGGUCUCGUUGACCUCCAUCAGAUCAGCCCACUCCCACCAGUGGCCCCGCCUCCAGAUGACUCCUGGGAAUGGGAUGAAACUGAUAUGACAAUCACAGAGCCUCAAGAAGAAGAUCCUGACCUCAUGCACAACCUCCCCUUCGAACCAAAUCUGCCUUUGGACGGCCAUCUAUCCAAUGGGAAUCAACCCAAUGGGAAUCGUACCGGUGUCACAGCCUAUCAGAGUCAUGAGAUGAUGACCCAUGUGACUCUUCCUCCUAACAACAAUAAGGUAUAUCAGGUGUACAGCCUCCAUAGUGUCGAGUUAUACAGACAGCCUCCGUUUCCUUCUACGUCCUCCGUGUUGCACAAAACCAAAUCAGGAAAACGGAAACAGCACAUUCUGCUGAAGAGCCUGAGUAAGGACUCUUCCUUUUCCUCCAUCGAAUCCCUGCCGGACAUCCUGGGUGGUUUGAUGCCACCAAGCCAAGGAGGAAACGUUGGAUACCGGGACGGGGAGAGUGGUAGAGGAAGCGGUCAAUCGGCGAGCAGUCGACGGUCAGAAAGCGAAAGUGGGAUCGUAAGUGAUACCGGAGACACGGAGACGACGACGACAACCUCCGAAAUCCAGGAAGAGGAUCAGGGAGAAGGAGAUGAGGACGAAGAAGGAAGGAAGUAUGAAUCUGUAGAAGGAAGUCAUCUGGGUCUGCACAAAGACGGGGGCACCAGGUACAACCAAAGAACCAAGAGAGAGGAAAGUACGAAGGAGAAAGUAUGGAGAAGAGAGGAUAUCAAAAGAAACAGAGAGGACGAAAAGAGGAGGAAGCACCGGAGAGGUGAGGCGGUCGAGAUCUUAAUCAACGGGCGAGGAAUCCUGACUCCUGCAGACUCUGAUUCGGACUUUGAGGUAGGAGGCCCUGACUUUACGUCCCACAGUGACUUCACGGGGUUCAAAGUUGAUCUUAAAGCUACAGGAACUCCUCCUGCUCUCCGCCGCCAAACAUCCAGUCCAGUAUUAUCUCAGAGCUCCUCGUUGGAGUCCCUUCUGGCUCUGGGCGGGGACUUAUUCCCCUCCAAAGACCAGCUGCAUCGUAGCGCCUCUUUGGAGAGUUGCCUGGUACCGUGUCGUAGCGGUGAAGAUACCGGCGGAAGCAUGGCCAGCCUCGGGGAGCUGGAUCUGGGGCACAACAAAGAGCUGGAUGGAGGUGAACCGGGAAAGGAGAAGAUGAACAAAAGUGCUCGAGGAGAACCGUCCUCUGGAGAGCUGAGCCGAAGAACUCUGGAUCUCCUGAAACGCCUGGAGAACAUCCAGAGUCCUCUCGUGGCGAACAUGACCCGCAGUGUUUCUGACAUGACGCUUCGGAGCAGCUCCAAUCAGAGAAGCAGAGUCCCGGCCUCGCCCUCCCUCGGUGGGCGCCACUCCCCCCUUUCUGGGAUUUUAAGAUCUUCAAGGAAAGGACCGCCAUCCCUGAUCAACGAGAGCUCUGCCACAGCAUCUCUGACGGAGCUGAGCAGCAACGAAGACUCUUCUUUAGGCUCUGAGGAUUGCGCCAUGCUCGGAAAUCAACGCCAUCUCUUCCUGGAUCCCACAAUGCCCGCCAACGCCAACUCAGGACACUGCUGUUACAGGAAACAAUGCCAGGGCCACGGCCGAGGAGGGCAAGGGAUGGAUGAAGCAGAUGCGGCGAGUUUGAGUCUCGUCGUGAACGUCUCCUGUAAGUCAGCGUGCACAGACGAAGACGAGGACGACAGCGACCUUCUGUCUUCCUCCACGCUCACACUCACUGAGGAGGAGCUGGGCGUUCGUGACGAAGAGGAAGAAGAAGAAGAAGAAGAAGAGGAGAGGUUGAGCGGUGCCUCGUCUGGUAACGAUGAUGACGAAGAGGAGAUGGAGGGGUCGUAUGUUCUGGGGCUGGAGUACAUGAAGAGGGAGCUGCAGAGUUGGUUCCGAUUUCCCCGAACUUCCUCAUCUUCCUCCUCCUCUAAAACCGAGGCGGGCCUCAGGGAUGAGCUGCAGUGUGGGACCAACCUCACCUCCGCGCAAAACAAGGAGCAGCACUGCUUCCAGAACCGCUCGAAAUGUGUAGAAAACAACAGCAACAACAAAACGAAAAGAGACAACAAGGACGAGGAAGAAGAGGAGAAGAACCGUAGGAACGCAACAAGAAGCUACAUCAGCCAGUUUGUUGACGACGUGGAGAACGGGAACGUGGACCAGAGCUGUUUGAAAGGGAAAGACGAGGACGACGAGCUCCUUAGAGAGGAGGCCAGUGUGUUCACGAAGAAAGGCGAGUCACUGAGGGAGUCUUACAUGUUCGCCAAAACAGAGGAGGCGGAUCAGGAUGUUGGCGACUGGGUGAAAACAGAAGCUACGAAGCAGCUUUCUCCGUCACCGUCCUGCGAUCUCAGUCCCUUCCUGUCCAAAACGUCUUCGUCUUUAGUCGGACAACUGAGAGGGGAGUUGCCCUGUCAAAGCUCCUCCAUCCCGACGCCUCCUUCCCUUUCUCCUGUUGAAAACUGCAUAUCCCAGGAUGCCUUGCACAACAGCAGGCCAGAAACCAAGGGGCGGAAAGCCAUCACCAGUCAGGAGAAGUUCAAGUUCUCGUCUUUUGUGACGGAGGAAACGAAGAGGGAAGUUCGAGAUAAAGAGUCUUCUCGGCCUCCUAAGAAACGGCACGAUUCUCACUCGUCCUGCUGCGACCGCCUGCCCUCUUCCCUCCAUCCACGCAGUGAAGAGGAGGGAAAGAAAGACAGCGUGCAUGACUUCGUGAGGGAGAUUAUUGACAUGACUUCACUGGCGUUGAAGAGCAAAGAGAACCGGUCGGAAGAACCGAACGAAAACCGGUCCGUCCCAGACCAAAGUCCUGCGUCUGCAAAGAUCAAAAACAAGAUCCUCGAGCACUCCCACCGGCCUCUCCACCUUCGUAAGGGAGACUUCUACUCCUACCUGUCUCUCUCCUCUCACGACAGCGACUGUGGCGAGGUCAGCGAAUGCUCCGAGGACAGGAACCCCUCUCCGACUCCGUACGACAUCCCGUCGUACGUGACGCCGACACAAGGCCUCCACAGCCCCGACCUGUUCACCAGCACCAGGCAGCAGCUGUCCAACUCAGCCCCGUCUUCCAGGCAAACGUCGCCCGGCUUUGAAUCGAGGAAAAACUUCUGUGCUCUGGAUUUGAAGUCUGGAAGCCCUUCCAUAUCUCUGCCUGCUAGCCCGGAGUUUAGGGACGAGGAGACGCUGUUCUCCGCCUGUACGGAGGAGGUGUACCUGGGCCCGCCUCUCUGCUACAGCAUGGAGCUCACAAAGAAACCACCGCGCUUCCUACUGAAGGAGAACCUGGACUUUCUGCCCUCUUUGGACUACGAUUUGAACAGUGUAGCUAGCUUGCCUCGUCCACAACAACUCCACGACAAACCAGGUGAUAGUCAGGUGUCUCCCUCAGAAGAUAGAGACCACCUGUACUUCCAACAGUCCACAGAGGAAUCUCUCAGCUCCAUCCUGGGUCCUUUUCAUGUCUCCUUCUCCAGCUACUCCUCUCUCCAGGGGCCCGGCUCCAAACCAAAAGCCGACAACCCUUCCUCCCUUCCUCCCGCUGGGGACAGGAAGCGAGGUGAGGACCCGAACCUCCUCUGCGAUGUCGCUGGGGGAGAAGAAGUCGUGGCCAAUACGAGUGUCAUCUUGCCGCGAGAGGAAAGGAGUCGUAAUGAGGGCUCUCCUUAUCUUAAUCCCCGGGUGCGUGUCGGCCCGAUAGACUCCUCCGCAGACCAAUGUUUGGCAGAUACUGAAACGCUCAAAUCCAAUAUGGGCGCCGUAAUGACCAAGAUAAGUGUCUGCGGCUCCGCUACAAAUCCCUCAAAAGAGCCAGCCACCGCCACCACCACGCGGAUUAAUCCCAAAAUUAACCGCUCGCUGAUGAGAGAGGCAGAUAGGGAGGAGGGGGAGAGGCGAGGAGAGGUGGAUACUCGACGGGUGAGGAGAGGGGGGAACGGCUCGCAGCAGGAAGGGAGAACAGUGACGGAGAAGCAGGUGACUUCUACCUUCAGUAAGGUGUCUGAGGACUCCCUGCAGUAUCUGUCGGUUAAUCCUUGCAGCAAAUACUUUCUGAUUGACACAGUUAGGCCGCGAUAUGAGCCGGUUCAGUGUGAACAAGUGAAGCCGGGGCAGCUCCUCUUCACGCAGUGUUGCUGGAUCUCUGUGGAUAUAAGUGGAUAUACUGGGAAAAGAAUGGACCUUUGCAUUGGGAAGAAACCAGCAGAGAAGUUUUCCCUGCAGCAGACUGUGGAGGACUGCAAGGUGCACGAGACUCACAGGAUGACGUUCAGACAG